This is a messenger RNA of Xenopus tropicalis (tropical clawed frog), 1593 nucleotides long. RefSeq names its product zona pellucida glycoprotein 4, gene 2 (gene zp4.2). The transcript has 9 exons. Lineage: Eukaryota; Metazoa; Chordata; Amphibia; Anura; Pipidae. Gene Ontology annotation, cellular component: extracellular region. Bases 93 to 1313 code for a protein of 406 amino acids. The record is from RefSeq and is a predicted model, not a curated record.
AUGUGCAGAUUAUAGGAUCCUGAUUUUAAAGGGGUGAGGCGGCAGCUUAAUGGAAGCUGCUAGUUUGUGUUAGUUCCAUAGGAUUUGUAGGUAUGGGAGGGGGGUGGUUUGGAAUAGGCGUAUGGCUGAUUUUGAUUAAUAGUGGCGCUGUCUGUUGCGCCCAAAUAGGGAUUUGGAAGGUUAACCCACUUAGUCAUCCUAGGCUGGAUUGUGGAACGCAGAGUCUGCAGUACAAUAUUCCUGUUGCCCCCUGGAAGGAUCUUCAUGUGAGACUCACUGCUUUAGACAAGCUAGGGAUCCCUGUGGAGUUGUCCAACAGCAGCGACUGUGGGGUAUGGAUCAGUACAAACUGGGAUGGUUCAGUUGCUCUCAGUGCUGAAUAUGAUGGAUGUUAUGUUCAUCAGCAGAUCUAUGACCAUGUAAUGACCAUUUCCAUUGAAAAAAGAUAUUCUUCUGGAAAGUGGCUUUCCCCGAAGAUUGAGGAGCUCAGAUGCCCCACCUUGCAAGCUCUUAAGACAUUGGCUUCUGACCAGUGUUCUGCUGUCCAAAAGAGAGAGCGAAUUUCUUGUUCCGAUCAUCCUAUCUCCCAAGAUGACUGUCAGAAACAGCAGUGCUGCUUUGAUGCAACUGACAAAAAUAUCCCUUGUUAUUAUGGAGGAAAAGUGACUGUGCAGUGUACCCAAGGACAAUUCUCUGUUGCUUUGUCGAAAGAUAUCACCCUACCACCCCUCAAUAUGGACUCUGUCUACUUAAUGAAAGGACAAGGUGCUGCCUGCAAGCCUGUGGUGAAAACCAAUACUUUUAUCCUUUUCCAGUUUCCUCUUUCAUCUUGUGGUUCAAUAGUCCGGGAAAUGGGAAACACAGUGAUUUAUGCAAACAAUCUGAUUCUGGAAACUGAUAUGACAAACCCAAUAGAUGUCCUCCUUUCCACUGACAGAACUUUGCGGCUGCACAUCAAGUGCCAUGUUCCUUCCACUGACCUGGUUAAUGAACAUGCACUCUCUCUUCCAACCCUCACUUCCUCCAUGUAUGAGAAUCCACUGAGGUUACACAUGACAAUUACUAAAGAAAGACUAUCUCCUAAUGGUGUUCCUAUGAAUGGUACCAAGCUGGUAUCCUCCAAAGGGGUUGUUUUCCUCCCAGUUGAUGUCUCUCCAGGUUCUCCUGUUAGUAAGAGCCCACUAGACAAACGAGGGAUUAGGAUAGCCAUUGUGCUUGGAGUUACUGCAUUUGUAAUCCUGACAAUUGGACUCUGGCGACUUCUCAGAAAACAACCUACAUCUCAGUCUGUGUCUGAAAGUUCAAUCAGCUAGAACUACUGAAUUCUCUUCUCUUCCACUACUCUGUAGAUUUUAUGGUAGAAACCAUAAGAACUGGCUCUUCAGACUCCUUCCACAUAAUCACCAUCUACUUGGAAAUAUGAUAAAAGAAAAAGUCUUGAAAACAUUGGAAAGAUGGUUUAAAAAAAAAAAAAAAUGUAUCUUGCCACCCCAAUGAUAUUGGAUGUACUGCCCCUUGUAAGCAUGUUAUUUGCUUUUUGCAGAGGCUGAAUAGAAAAAUGAAUACUUAAAAAAAUAAACUGAUUUAAAAAAA